Molecule: messenger RNA, 3475 nt
Organism: Mus caroli (Ryukyu mouse)
Lineage: Eukaryota; Metazoa; Chordata; Mammalia; Rodentia; Muridae
Gene: Gpr61
Product: G protein-coupled receptor 61
Biological process (GO): G protein-coupled receptor signaling pathway
Cellular component (GO): signaling receptor complex; endosome; plasma membrane
Molecular function (GO): G protein-coupled receptor activity
Source: RefSeq, a predicted model, not a curated record
CAGGCUUCAGCAGCCUUGGAGAGGCAUCAGCUGAGAAGAGCUAUCACAUAGGCGCUGGGAGCUGCUCAGCAAAGAUGCCUUCAUGAGGAAACUGGAGUCCGGAAGAGUUGCAGAGUGAGUAAUACCCAGACCUGGAACUAGAAGCUGAAUCUCAUGCUCCUUCUACUCCCCAUUCUGAUGAGAAAAUCAGAAAUUUCACAAAAUCAACCCUAAAGCCAGAGCACUGUCUUAGAGCAAAGCAGAACCCUGGAGAGGGGAGACAGGAGGAUUUAGAAUUGCCCUCAGGAGGGAAGAAGAACAAAGAGAACUAGGAAAGAACGAACAUGGAGAACUAAAAAAGAAAGCGAGAAAAGAGGUGCCAGAGGUCACUCGGAAGGCCACUGCAGAGUAUGUGAGGAUCCUACACAGUGCUUCCCAUCACCGGGGCUGACCCUGGGGCUACCUUCUGACAGAAACUGGACAUGACCUACUGAGUUUGGAGCAGCCUGGCCUGGUACUCUGUCUACAUAGGAACCCAGCUUGGAAGGCUGGCAAUUAGAGCCUGCCUUACAGGCUCCAGAAGGCCCCCCAACAAAAUUGGGAAGCCUGGACCUGGGCUUACAUCCCAGGGUUGUGGAGUAGGAUGGGGGAUGGGCCUGUAACAGGAAGUGCCCUGGGUGUCCUCUUUCGGCCCCAUGGAGUCCUCACCCAUCCCCCAGUCAUCAGGAAACUCGUCCACUUUGGGAAGGGCCCUUCAAACCCCAGGUCCCUCUACUGCCAGCGGGGUCCCAGAGUUGGGAUUACGGGACGUGGCUUCAGAAUCUGUGGCCCUCUUCUUCAUGCUCCUGUUGGAUCUCACUGCUGUGGCUGGCAAUGCUGCUGUGAUGGCUGUUAUUGCCAAGACACCCGCCCUCCGAAAAUUUGUUUUUGUCUUCCAUCUUUGUCUGGUGGACCUGCUGGCUGCCCUGACCCUCAUGCCGCUUGCCAUGCUCUCCAGCUCUGCCCUCUUUGACCACGCCCUCUUUGGGGAGGUGGCCUGUCGCCUCUACCUGUUCCUGAGCGUUUGCUUUGUCAGCCUGGCCAUCCUUUCGGUGUCUGCCAUUAAUGUGGAGCGCUACUAUUAUGUGGUCCACCCAAUGCGCUACGAGGUGCGCAUGACACUAGGGCUGGUGGCCUCCGUGCUGGUGGGCGUGUGGGUAAAGGCCCUGGCCAUGGCUUCUGUGCCAGUGUUGGGAAGGGUCUACUGGGAGGAAGGAGCUCCCAGUGUUAACCCUGGCUGUUCUCUCCAAUGGAGCCAUAGUGCCUACUGCCAGCUUUUUGUGGUGGUCUUUGCUGUUCUGUACUUCUUGCUGCCCUUGAUCCUGAUCUUUGUGGUCUACUGCAGCAUGUUUCGAGUGGCUCGCGUGGCUGCCAUGCAACACGGGCCGCUGCCCACGUGGAUGGAGACGCCCCGGCAACGCUCUGAGUCUCUCAGUAGCCGCUCUACUAUGGUUACCAGCUCCGGGGCUCACCAGACCACCCCACACCGGACGUUUGGGGGUGGGAAGGCAGCAGUGGUCCUCCUGGCUGUAGGGGGACAGUUCUUGCUUUGUUGGUUGCCCUACUUCUCUUUCCAUCUCUACGUUGCCCUGAGCGCACAGCCCAUUUCAGCAGGACAGGUGGAGAAUGUGGUAACCUGGAUUGGCUACUUUUGCUUCACUUCCAACCCCUUUUUCUACGGAUGUCUCAACCGUCAGAUCCGGGGCGAGCUUAGCAAACAGUUUGUCUGCUUCUUCAAGGCAGCUCCCGAGGAGGAGCUGAGGCUGCCUAGUCGUGAGGGCUCCAUUGAGGAGAAUUUCCUGCAGUUCCUCCAGGGGACCUCUGAGAACUGGGUUUCUCGGCCCCUACCCAGUCCUAAGCGGGAGCCACCCCCUGCUGUUGACUUUCGAAUCCCAGGCCAAAUUGCUGAGGAGACCUCAGAGUUCCUGGAGCAGCAACUCACCAGCGACAUCAUCAUGUCGGACAGCUACCUCCGUCCGGCCCCCUCACCAAGGCUGGAGUCAUGAUGGACACCAGGAGGGAGAUAAAGCUUGGGACUGGUUUAUGAUUUCAAGGACUGCUUUUGCGGCUGGCUGGGGUCUGGGCUAGGGUCUCUGGACUUAGCUUUUGCUUGGUGUUUCCUGGGUCAGGCCCAGAAUCGACAGGAUGGACAUGUGGCAAAAAGCCUUGGACUUGGCUGGGAUCUUUGACUAUUGGGGGAGGGAAUCUGGGUAUGGUGAGACGUUGAUGAGAGAAAAGGGUGACAAAGGUGAGGGGAAGCCUUUCUUCCAGUGCACUCUUCAUGCCCCGGGAGACAGGGAAACUUCCUAAGGGUAGGCGGUGGAGCAGCAGGCUAGGAACAGUUAAUCUGGGGACUGUUGAGGUUGACCUCUUUCCAGAGUAGUAGUCCAGACCAAUGCUUACACUGAGACAAGGUAAGAAAACGGCCCACAUCUUCUCAUUUGCCAUCUCGGCAAGUGUCUCAUGAGUUAACAGAUCCCUUCCUAAAGUUAAUGUCUAGACUGAGAAGACCUGUAGGGGUGAACUCUUUCCUGGAUUUGGCCAGCAGCAAGGAAAAAUUGCAAUCAGGGUAGUGGAGGAGAAGUCAGAACAACUCUGCAGCUCUCUCCUAUUCUCUUUCCUGCACAUAUGAAAUCAAGUGUGGGUCCUGACCUCAGCGAGAUGAGCAGGAGGCAGGAUGCCCUUUCCCUCCUUGUCUUUUGAGUAACUAGGAAUGACUCGGGGGUCAGAGAGCUGAGGGUGGGUGUUAGCCUUUGAAUUGGUAACGUGGCUGGAUACAGAAAGGCCAGGUAAAUUACUCUGAUCAAUAAUACUGCCAAUCUUUUCUUUCCAGGACUGGCCUCCCCGAUCUAUCUCCUCAUGGCAGUGACCCACUUCCAGCCCCCUGGACAUUCGGGUACAAGAGACUCAGGUCGGGCAAGGGAAGGGUGGGAUUUCCAUUGUCCAUGAAAUGUCUCCCUGUUCCCCUUCAUUGCUCUCAAAAUUAGCUUCUGUGACAAAGACUUAAAUCUGUCUCCUACCUGCAGCCUAGGUUGGAGAGAGAGCAGAGAAUUGGGCCUUGCUCUUAUUGAUUAAGACUAUAGGGACUGUGUUGGUUAGUAUCACCAGUGGUAUUUUCAGUGGAAAGGGAUUAAUUGCAAGCUGGACAGGUUUCCCCUCUGGGUCCUGUUCAUUCCAUUUCCCUCAACUGAAUACUAACGGGUCAAGGUAGAACCAGACGGUGAUGUGGGCUAUAGCUGAACAAAUUUCUGGUUCACUGAACAUGAAAGGGGGAAAGUGGGUUGGGGUGAAGUAGUUUCCCCUUUGAACAACCAAUAAAUUUUAUGAUAAAAAGUUAUAUUAAUAUCAACACUGACUCCUUCAGUUCUAUUCAAUGCAUGAAUAGCUGAACACCAACAUCCCCUGGGGCAUACACAUAUGAUGUGCCACCUCUGCCUUCAAGGACUUCACAAGCUAA